Molecule: messenger RNA, 483 nt
Organism: Danio rerio (zebrafish)
Lineage: Eukaryota; Metazoa; Chordata; Actinopteri; Cypriniformes; Danionidae
Gene: rps27l
Product: ribosomal protein S27 like
Biological process (GO): translation
Cellular component (GO): cytosol; ribosome
Molecular function (GO): structural constituent of ribosome
Source: RefSeq, marked provisional
CCAGAUUCGAAGGAAAACACACGAAUGCGAAAAGCUGCAGCUCUUCACAAUGCCUUUGGCCAGAGAUUUGAUCAACCCGUCCUUUGAUUUGGAGAGGAGGCAGCACAAGAAGAAGAGGCUUGUUCAGAGUCCAAACUCAUACUUCAUGGAUGUAAAAUGUCCAGGCUGUUAUAAGAUCACGACGGUGUUCAGUCACGCGCAGACGGUGGUCCUGUGUGUCGGUUGUUCAACAGUGCUCUGCCAGCCCACAGGAGGAAAAGCAAGACUCACUGAGGGUUGCUCUUUCAGAAGAAAGCAGCACUGAGACAUGAAAAAGGGAUGAAGACGCUUUGAAUACAAAGAAACUGUCGUGACUUGUUGAUGCCUUACAUUUUCAUUGAUUACAAUGAAUGACCUUCACAUGAUUAUGAGCGAUGUGUGGCAGGUUCUUUCUACCACCACAUCAGCUCAACACCUCUAAAUAAACUUUCUCCUGCAUGAAAA